CGCACAGGCACACACUCCUCAGACAGGAAGGUAACUGACCCUGGGUCAAAAUGACCGAGCGCUUCGACUGCCACUACUGCAAGGAGUCCCUGUUUGGGAAGAAGUACGUCCUGAGAGAGGAGAAUCCCUACUGUGUGAAAUGUUACGAGAGCCUGUACUCCAACACCUGCGAGGAGUGCAAGAAGCCCAUUGGCUGCAACACCAGGGAUCUGUCCUACAAGGACCGUCACUGGCAUGAGGAGUGUUUCAAGUGCUUCCAGUGUAAGCGCUCACUGGUGGACAAGCCCUUCUCUACCAAGGAUGAGCAGCUCCUCUGCACCGAGUGCUACUCCAAUGAGUAUUCUUCCAAGUGCCAUGAGUGCAAGAAAACCAUCAUGCCAGGCUCCAGGAAGAUGGAGCACAAGGGGAACAGCUGGCAUGAGACCUGCUUCACCUGCCAGAGAUGCCAGCAGCCAAUUGGCACUAAGAGCUUCAUCCCCAAGGAUAACCACAAUUUCUGUGUGCCCUGCUAUGAGAAGCAGUUUGCCAUGCAGUGUGUGCACUGCAAGAAGCCCAUCACUACUGGUGGGGUGACCUACCAUGACCAGCCCUGGCACAAGGACUGCUUCCUGUGCACUAGCUGCAAGCAGCAGCUGUCUGGCCAGAGGUUUACCUCCAGAGAUGACUUUGCCUACUGCCUCAACUGCUUCUGCAACCUCUAUGCAAAGAAAUGUGCCUCUUGCACCACCCCGAUUAGCGGCCUUGGAGGCAGCAAGUACAUUUCCUUUGAGGAGCGCCAGUGGCACAACGACUGUUUCAACUGCAAGAAGUGCUCCGUGUCCCUGGUUGGCCGUGGCUUCCUCACUGAGCGUGAUGACAUCCUGUGCCCAGAGUGUGGCAAGGACAUCUAA
This is a messenger RNA of Cheilinus undulatus (humphead wrasse), 890 nucleotides long. It is a transcript of the gene fhl2a, whose product is annotated as four and a half LIM domains 2a. NCBI's taxonomy places the organism in Eukaryota, Metazoa, Chordata, Actinopteri, Labriformes, Labridae. The transcript is spliced from 6 exons. The record is from RefSeq and is a predicted model, not a curated record. Gene Ontology annotation, cellular component: Z disc; nucleus. The coding region runs from base 51 to 890 and encodes 279 amino acids. Gene Ontology annotation, molecular function: transcription coregulator activity.